Bactrocera oleae (olive fruit fly) is the source of this 1865-nucleotide messenger RNA. The record is from RefSeq and is a predicted model, not a curated record. Lineage: Eukaryota; Metazoa; Arthropoda; Insecta; Diptera; Tephritidae.
UUUUCCUUUUAUAAAUUUUUUAAACUAACCCACGUUGCUUCACUCAAAAUGCUAUAUCUCAUAAAUUAAUAGUUCCACAGCUGUCAAAUUUAUACCCGUAUAUUUUGAAGAUUAGGGCUGACCAAAAAUCAUAUGGAUUUAAUACCAGUAGUACCAUCUAUGUUUCAUCCACUAUGCUCUUUCUACUUAAGAUUGGCUGAUGGCUGAUGUAGGAUACCUUAUCAUAGCAGAGGCCGUUUCUACAACACUACCGUAACUGGAACGGACCCGGAUUACUAAUCAACUCAAAAUUACUUGCUUUAUGCCGCAAGAACAACAACUAAACUCUUUCGAAUGGCAGCUAAAAUUAUUGAGCAACUUUGCCUGUCUAAAGUUCACUCGGGGUUUCAUAACAACUGCAGAGAACAAACGCUACUAGUGAAUAUUUCAGAAAAGCACUUGCUUUCAUAAGUCAUGAAAAUAAUAUGCAAUAUAGCUUUUCAUUUAAAAAAAUAAAUACAUUUUUUUCUAAAAUUUUCAAUAUUUUGUUUUUGCUUAGACACACUACAUUUGUAAUCUAAUCCUUCGCGAAUUUAUCAUAGAAGUCAUAAACCUUUGGUUCGUAUAAAUGGAUACAACUGCAGAAUUAGAGUUGUCUUUGGAGGACUUGCUUCAGAUGGCCUUGGGAACCGAAUCAAUAAUCGGGGUUAACACAAUUGCGCUGCAUAGUUUGCUCGACUUGGUGCUGAAGAAAUUAGGCUGUGAAAACGAAAAGGUCUCGAUCAAUGGCUACGAAGCAAUGGUAAUUGAAAAACUCUUGCAGGAGUCUUCCAUUUCACCGCUUGCGUUUGAAACUAACCAAAUGAAAACGGUAAAACAAUUUGACUGUUUGAGUCAACUGGAAAUUACGGUCAAGGAUUUGGAAGAAAAAAUAGACAAACACUUAGAGGGAGUGCAGCACGAUAACUCGAUAAAAAGCUUUAAUAAUUCAUUUUCGAAUUCUCCGAUAUUCAGCCGGGAACAUAUUUGUUCCACCUGCGAACCAAAUAUGAAAGACAUAUGCAACUUUAUUGCUGACUCCAAAUUCAAGCAUAAAAUUUUAGAACAAAUUAUCCUACCUGUAUAUAAGCACUUACAAGCCAUGUCAAAAAAAUUGGAAGAUUUCGAAAUCGAAUUCGUAAAAUGGUUGGAGUUCAUGGAACAACAUUUGCAAACUAUUAGUCUAAAAGACACAGUUAUGAUACGUAUUCUAGAAGUGGACGAAGAAUUGACAAAUUAUCGUAAUGAGUUUAUGAAUGCCAUGGAGGAUCUACAGGAUAUAUUAGAUACCAAGGUAGACCGAUGUGACGUGUUCGCAUUACAAAAUGUUGUUGAACAAAGAGUUGAGGUUAUCCAAAGAACGAUGCGCGAAUAUAUCGCUAAAGCUAUGAAAGCUAACACUACGGUUUUUGCUUUAGAAUCAAAUACAUCAGAUCGAAAGGUCUAUGAAAAAACUCCGAGGACUAUUGAAAUAGAUCCGAUAUGUGAUUGCCAAGUAUAUGCUCAAUCGAAUUCGGGACUAAAAAAAGCUCAUGAGCAGCAGAUUGACUUCGACUCAAAGAAACCCAAACUUAACUUUACAAUUAAAAGAAGUUAUUCAAGUUCAAGCUAACUUAGCUUUUGGGCCUUAAUCAGUGAGAUUGAGUGAGGACAUACACAUUACUAAAAAAAGUUUAAUACACUUUUAUUUUUAUCAUCUUGGAAAAAUGCUUUUAAAAUCAACUCGCCUUAACGCCUAUAAAACUAACUUUAACAAUAAAAAACUCGCGAAUUGGAAACAUAUUUUCAAUAUGAAUUGUAUUGAGAUUGUCCAACAAUUUAUGAUAAAAUUGAUUCGUCGAACAUCA